Molecule: messenger RNA, 1431 nt
Organism: Coprinopsis cinerea okayama7#130
Lineage: Eukaryota; Fungi; Basidiomycota; Agaricomycetes; Agaricales; Psathyrellaceae
Product: endo-1,4-beta-glucanase
Exons: 6
Coding region: 1-1431 (476 amino acids)
Biological process (GO): glucan catabolic process
Cellular component (GO): cell surface; extracellular region
Molecular function (GO): beta-glucosidase activity
Source: RefSeq, a predicted model, not a curated record
AUGUCUCUUCUGAAGAUCUCUGGAACUAAAAUCGUCAAUGAGCAGGGGGAAGAGGUCAUCCUGCGGGGUGCAGGUUUGGGCGGAUGGAUGAAUGUCACUCAAGGCUAUCCUGGCUGUGAAUUCCACAUUCGCGAGGCCCUCGCUGAGACUAUUGGCAAGGAGAAAUCCGAGUUCUUCUUCGACAGGUUCCUGGAAUACUUUUUCACCGAUGCCGAUGCGCAAUUCUUCAAGAGCCUGGGACUCAACUGCAUUAGGAUUGCUUUCAACUAUCGUCACUUCGAGGACGACGACAACCCCCGGGUUCUGAAGACCUCUGGAUUCAAGCACCUCGACCGAGUGAUUGAUAUCUGUGCGAAGCAUGGCAUCUACACCAUCCUUGACAUGCACACUGCACCGGGAGGUCAAAACACCGACUGGCAUUCAGACCACGGGACACACAUGGCCAACUUCUGGAACCAUAAGGACUUCCAGGAUCGCAGUCUCUGGUUGUGGUCUGAACUCUCAAAACACUACAAGGGCAAUAAAUGGAUUGCCGGCUACAACCCCCUAAACGAACCGACCGAUCCCAAGCACACUCGUGUUGUUCAGUUCUACAACAACGUGUACAAGGUCAUCCGAGCUGAGGACCCGGACCAUAUCAUCUUCUUCGACGGAAACACCUUUGCUUCCGACUUCUCUCACUUUGGUGACGCUCAUAAGAACUGGGAGAAUACCGCGUAUUCCAUCCACGACUACUCCAACUUUGGAUUCCCUAACUCGCCAGUGCGGUAUGUCGGAGACGAUGAGCAAUUCCGUCGCCUCCGCCGCAGCUAUGAGAAGAAGCGACAGUGGAUGGAUGAGCGGGGACUGUGCGUUUGGAAUGGAGAAUGGGGUCCAGUUUACGCUCGCCGUCAGUUUGAUGGCGACCGCAUCGACGAGAUUAAUGAAUCUCGCUACAAGGUCCUUGAAGACCAACUCAAGAUCUACAACCAGGACCGAUUGAGCUGGUCGAUCUGGCUCUACAAGGACAUCGGCUUCCAGGGUAUGAUCUACACCUCACCGGAAACCAAGUACAUGACUCUCUUCAACGACUUCCUCGCUAAGAAGCACCGUCUGGCAGUCGACGCCUGGGGAUCAAACGACGCGCUCGUUCAAGACGCCUACCAGCCCCUCAUCGACCACAUCCUCAAGGAGAUCCCAGAGAAGUAUCAGAAUCUCUACCCAUACCCGAUCUGGAAGGUCCCUCAGCGCGUUGGUCGUCUCGCUCGCAGCAUCCUCGUCGCCGAAUACCUGGUCAAGGAGUGGGCAGAGCACUUUGUCGGCUUGAGCGAGAAGGAACUCGAUGAAGUCGCGCAAAGCUUCAAGUUUGAGAAUUGCCUCAAGCGCGACGGGCUGAACAAGGUCUUGCAAGCCAGUGCUCCUGGGGUACUUGGCGCUGCUGGAUCUGUCUGA